This is a messenger RNA of Fonsecaea erecta, 1155 nucleotides long. RefSeq lists its product as hypothetical. The record is from RefSeq and is a predicted model, not a curated record. Bases 1 to 1155 code for a protein of 384 amino acids. The transcript is spliced from 2 exons. Lineage: Eukaryota; Fungi; Ascomycota; Eurotiomycetes; Chaetothyriales; Herpotrichiellaceae.
AUGAGCAAUGAUAACGUUCAACAACAAGUCACAUCCGUUGGACCGCUUCCAGCUCGGUCGGAGGACGAAAUUUUGAGGUUAAAGGAUGUGGUUCUUUCGUUGCAAAGACAGCUAUCUGCCGUUGCUGGAGCGGCAGCUCGCGGAGUCGAGACGGCAGCCCGAGCACUCCGCGAACAUCACGCAAAUGGAUGGGAUCAAGUCCAAGACACUGUGAUUCCAAUAGGCAAUCUUUCACCCGAGAGAAAUGACGACCUUAGAGGAAGCUCUAUCAAAAGGGCUGAACUGUGUUCCGCCAAUGAGUGCACCGAUCAAGGAUCCUGGAAUCCGGAUCAAGAUCAGUCGAUAACAAAUACAAAUCUGCCUGACCUUUCAUCCCCCUCACAGGCGCUGGCGGGACCAGGCAACUAUAUCCCCAGCCCUUCAGUGUUUUGCCUGGACGUACUUGAACUGGAAGGUAGCGUGCGUCAACUCAUAACAACACAACAUCUGAGCGAGUCAGAUAAAGAGCACAGUUUUGACGCUUUACUUCGGAGUAUCUUUGAUCUGAUGGUUUCAAAACACUACUGGCACUCGACCAAGGACUGGUGGAUACUUACCAAUGCUUUCCAGACUAUUGGAGUCAUCACUCGCUAUCGAAUUGAGCCCACUUCAGAAAACUAUGCGCGGCUACCUGCAUGCUUUCGACCUACGCGGUUGCAGUUCACCCGUUUUCACUGGCCUGUGGUGGACUGGAUUGCAUGGCCAGAUAUGAGGGAUAAGCUUAUCUUGCACGCCGCAGAUUACGAUCUCAGCGAGGUCAUACUUGCCACCAUGCGCUCCUAUUGUCUGGAGGAAGAGGUGAACAGCCUUCCAGAAAACACAAAUGGAUCGCCCUCGCAAAGUCUCGGAUACCAGACUCAUAUUCCGGCGGGAGGACCUAAGGCAAAGGUCUAUUAUCGGGUGGAAGAGUACGUCGAAUACACGAAGCAGAAAGUGUUGCAGCGUCAUAUUCCUCGAACAAUAUCUGCGCGGUUAGAGGCAAAGCUCAUCCUUGCUCUUCAAGCCGAAGAGACUCCAAUGAAGCUCGAGCCAGCAUUCUUUGAACGAUUUCCUGGCUUGUCGAGCGAGGCCGCCAUCACUCAUGGGACAUAUCGAUCAAUAUACGAUGCCGAAUGA